AUGGGCGCCACGGUGGUAACCAAGUCUUCGCCGGUGCUCGUUGUCGGCCCACCCGGUGGGGACGACGCCAUCGUCCACCUCACCUCCUCCUUCGACAGGUCCGCCGUCCCUCUUGGUGUCACCGUGCUGCUCCUCUUCGACCGGUCGAUCCCCGAGCCGGCGGAGAUCAUCAGGGCGGCGCUCUCGGAGGCGCUCGCCCACUACUGCCCCGUCGCCGGCCGCCUCGCAGCCGAGGGCGAGCUCCUGCGCAUCGAGGGCGCAGCAGGCGUGUUGUUCGUCGCCGCGUCGGCGGGCUACGCGCUGGCGGACGUCGCGGUGCCGCUGCUCGGCGGCCUCGUCGCGCGGUACCCCGGCGGGAUCUGCCGCCGCGCCGACCCGCUGCUGCUUGUGCAGGUCACCGAGUUCGCCUGCGGGGGGUUCGCCGUCGCGGCGACGUGGAACCACGUGCUGGCCGACGGAGAGGGCAUGGCGCAGCUCCUGGGUGCCGUCGGCGAGCUCGCGCGUGGGGCGUCGCCGGCGCCGUCCGUCCGGCCGCUCCGCGCCGACGAUGGCUCGCUCCCGCGCCUCCCGCAUUCGAUGAUCGCCGCGCAGAAGCGGGCGCUCAGCUGCGUGUUCAACCGGGACUUGGCGCUCCUCGGCGUCACCGUCCCCGCCGGCCUGAUCGGCAGCGUCAGAGCCGAGUUCGACGCCGCCGGGCUCGGCGACCCGUGCACGGUGUUCGAGGCCGUCGCAGCAGUGCUGUGGCAGUGCCGGACCCGCGCGGCCAUCGUCUCCGGCUCCGACGAUGCCCCCGUGGCGCUGUCCUUCUCGGCCAACGUGCGCCGGCUCGUCGGCGCCAGGCCCGGGUACUACGGCAACUGCAUGGUGGUGCAGUCGAUGACGGCGACGCGCGGCGCGGUGGCGCACGGCACCGCCGCGGACGUGGCGAGGAUGAUCCGGCGCGCGAAGGAGAGGGUACCCGACCUGCUGCUCGCUCCCGGCGCCGGCGGAGCGGGUACUGCAGCGGAGCACGGGGUGGCGCCGCUGUACAACACGCUGGUGGUGUCGAGCUGGAGGAACCUGGGGUUGGAGGCGGUGGACUUCGGCGGCGGGAGGCCGGCGCGGGUGACGUGGCAAGUGGAGGAGACGGUGGUGCCGUGCUGCGUCGUGUGCCCGCCGGACAAGGACGGGGUCGGCGUCAUGUCGGCCUGCGUCAGGCCGGAGCAUGCCGACGCCUUCCUAGCAGAGCUCGCCGCAUUAGCAGAUCUGAAGUCGUGCACGUAA
Messenger RNA from Hordeum vulgare subsp. vulgare (domesticated barley), 1263 nucleotides. Its product is annotated as acyl transferase 15-like. Bases 1 to 1263 code for a protein of 420 amino acids. Lineage: Eukaryota; Viridiplantae; Streptophyta; Magnoliopsida; Poales; Poaceae. The record is from RefSeq and is a predicted model, not a curated record. The transcript has a single exon.